This is a messenger RNA of Ipomoea nil (Japanese morning glory), 573 nucleotides long. RefSeq lists its product as uncharacterized. The transcript is spliced from 2 exons. Bases 1 to 573 code for a protein of 190 amino acids. The record is from RefSeq and is a predicted model, not a curated record. NCBI's taxonomy places the organism in Eukaryota, Viridiplantae, Streptophyta, Magnoliopsida, Solanales, Convolvulaceae.
AUGCGAGAUAUCUUGAGCCGUGCAGGUAUGGUGGACUGCAAGCCGUUGGCUACUCCGGUGCCUGUGACUCGACCCGUUUCUGAAUCUGUGGUUCCUUAUGCUGAUCCCACGCAGUAUCGCAGUCUUGCUGGGGCUCUGCAGUAUCUUACUGUCACUCGCCCGGAUUUAUCUUUUGCUGUGAAUCGGGUCUGUCAGCAUAUGCACUCCCUGACCACUGAGCAUUGGGCAAUGCUCAAACGUGUUCUGCGGUACGUUAAAGGCACUUUGCAUUUUGGUCUGUUUAUUCGCCCAUCCUCCUCUGUUGCAGUGCAUGCUUUUUCGGAUUCGGACUGGGCUGGGGACCCCGCUGACAGAAAGUCUACUAGCGGCUUUGCGGUUUUUCUUGGUGACAAUCUGAUCUCUUGGUCUUGCCGGAAGCAACGUACGGUUGCUCGUUCGUCUACAGAGGCCGAGUACAAGGCACUAGCUGACGUGUCUGCUGAGGUCACCUGGUUGAUUUCUCUAUUGCAUGAACUUCGGUUGCCGUUGGCAGCUCCUCCCACUCUCUGUGGCAAAGAAAGAGUUGCAAGUUAG